Molecule: messenger RNA, 624 nt
Organism: Nicotiana attenuata
Lineage: Eukaryota; Viridiplantae; Streptophyta; Magnoliopsida; Solanales; Solanaceae
Exons: 2
Coding region: 1-624 (207 amino acids)
Source: RefSeq, a predicted model, not a curated record
AUGUUGUGGCAAGGAUACCUUAGAGAACUACUAAGCGACAAAGGGAGAAAUAACUUCCCCAGAGAACACGAACACCAAGUUUCGCCGAAGCGGCCAUCACCAGCUCGUACUAUCAACAUGAUCAUCAGUGGCAGUAACAACGCCUCUAUCAACGACAUGAAUUUCACCACCACUCACAAGCUCAAGCGAUCUAUCACUCACGAACGGUACGACAGACUCGAAGAAAGUAUCACCUUCGAUGAGUCAGAUGCCGAAAGUUUGACUUUCCCUCAUAACGAUUCCCUCGUCAUUACUUUACACAUUUUAGAUACUGAUGUCAAAUGUAUCAUGGUGGACGAUGGAAGUGGAGCGUGCAUUAUCCAUCCCCGAGUCCUCGCCCAAAUGAGACUCAAGGACAAGAUAGUGCCACGCUGCAUCACACUAACCGGUUUUAACAAUGCAGUUGAGCAGACAUCAGGAGAAAUUACACUCCCUGUCUUGGCCGACGGCGUAACGCUGGAGACGACAUUCCACAUCAUGGACCAGGCCACUGCCCAUGCAGAUAUACCGGGAAACCCCCUGGAGAUCGCCAUACACAAAUUAAACAUCGACAAGUUCUACCCCAAUAAGGCAGGUCUGACGUAA